UUUAUAUAAUUUUAAUUUUUAUUCCAGUUCAUAUAAAUAAAUAAAAUGGCUAGAAGAUAUGAUCAAAGAACUACAAUUUUUUCACCAGAAGGUCGUGUUUAUCAAGUAGAGUAUGCUAUGACAGCUAUUAGACAUGCUGGUGCAACUGUUGGUAUCUUAGCAAAGGAUGGUAUUGUUUUAGCAGCAGAAAAGAAAACCACCGCCAAAUUAUUAGAUCAAAGUACAACAAUUUCUGAAAAAAUGUUCAAAAUUGAUGAACAUGUUGUUUGUGCUGUUGCAGGUAUUACAUCAGAUGCCAAUAUAUUAAUUAAUUAUGCUAGGUUAUCAUCACAACGUUAUUACUAUCAAUACCAAGAACCAAUGCCAGUCGAGCAAUUGGUAUCACAAAUUUGUGAUACCAAGCAAGGUUACACCCAAUAUGGUGGUCUUCGUCCAUUUGGUGUAUCUUUCCUCUAUGCUGGUUGGGAUCGUCAUUAUGGUUUCCAAUUAUAUCAAUCAGAUCCAUCUGGUAAUUUUGCUGGUUGGAAAGCUACAAGCAUUGGUGGUGAAAAUAGUCCAGUUGCACAAUCAGUUUUAAGAUCAAAUUAUAAACCAGAUAUUUCAUUAAAAGAGGCACUUACAUUAGCCCUUAAGGUUUUAACAAAGACAAUGGAUCGUUCAAAUAUCAAUAGUGACAAAUUAGAAUUCUCAUACUUUACAAGAAUAGGUGACAAAAUUGUAUAUCAUAUUUUAACUGCUGAAGAAUUAGAUUCUUUCAUCAAAGAAACAGAUCUUGAACCAGAAACUGAUGAUUAAAAUUAUUUAAGUAUAUUUAAUUAAUUUUUUCAACCAACCAACCACCAAACAACCCCAAACAACCACCCAGCUUUUCAUUAAUAUAUUAUAAAUACAUUCACUCUAACCUCAUAUCCACACAAAAUUUUUUCAUAUGAAAAAUAUACAUUAAUCCAAAAUGUAAAUAAAUAAAAAUUAAUUUU
Messenger RNA from Dictyostelium purpureum, 977 nucleotides. Its product is annotated as proteasome subunit alpha type 4. The record is from RefSeq and is a predicted model, not a curated record. The transcript is spliced from 3 exons. NCBI's taxonomy places the organism in Eukaryota, Evosea, Eumycetozoa, Dictyosteliales, Dictyosteliaceae. The coding region runs from base 46 to 795 and encodes 249 amino acids. Gene Ontology annotation, cellular component: nucleus; proteasome core complex, alpha-subunit complex; proteasome core complex. Gene Ontology annotation, biological process: ubiquitin-dependent protein catabolic process.